Messenger RNA from Zophobas morio, 4888 nucleotides. It is a transcript of the gene Utx, whose product is annotated as Utx histone demethylase. Gene Ontology annotation, cellular component: MLL3/4 complex. The coding region runs from base 159 to 3944 and encodes 1261 amino acids. Gene Ontology annotation, molecular function: histone H3K27me2/H3K27me3 demethylase activity; chromatin DNA binding; protein binding. The transcript is spliced from 17 exons. The record is from RefSeq and is a predicted model, not a curated record. Gene Ontology annotation, biological process: regulation of gene expression. Lineage: Eukaryota; Metazoa; Arthropoda; Insecta; Coleoptera; Tenebrionidae.
UUCUAGUCUAAACACAUUCUGUGGUUGUUUGUCGGUAUCCCUGCGACUGUAAUGGAAGUUGUGUAUUUUUCAUUAUUCAAGUAAAUCGGGUUAUUUACUGAAUUGUCGGACUAACAGAAUAUCGUGUGUUCUUCGUGCAACUCGAACAUCGGAAUACAAUGAAUAAGAGUAAUUCUUGCACCGAAGAUUUAGAUGACAUUAGUAUGACAGCUCAAGAGCUUCACAUCCUUUCGGAAUUGGAUAGCCGCCAGUAUGGUUAUUUGCUUUUGCACUUGCCAGAGAAUGAGAAAAAACGGGAAUUGGUGCUUAAGGCUGUCAAGUACUUGCAACUUAUGGUUGUCCAAGCAAGGCGACAACAAAAAGUGCAAGAUGAAAAUGAACCUAAUAAUUUUCAACAAAAUUCGAAGAAAAUUAGCAUAGAUCCAAAAACUUGGGUUAAGUUGGGACAUUUUCACUUGUUAUUAGAAGAAUACAGGAAAGCCUUGUCAGCAUAUCAGAUGUUUUAUAAAAUACAAGCUGAAAAUCAUUGGAUGGAUCCAACAUUUUUGUAUGGACUGGGAUUAGUUUAUUUCCAUUUUAAUGCUUUUCAGUGGGCCGUGAAAGCUUUUCAACAAUUACUGUACGUUUCUCCAAGUUUCCAGAGAGCUAACGAAGUCCACUUACGUCUUGGGUUGAUGUUCAAAGCAACUCAAGAGUACGAGUCUGCCUUAAAACAUUUACAACUAGCUCUAGUCGACAACAGUCCCUGUACUACUCCGAAAAGCAUCAUAAAAUUCCAUAUAGCCCACUUGUUUGAAGUACAAGGGAAGGUUAAAGGAGCCAAAGACCGCUAUGAACUACUUCUACGUGAUAAAAGUAUUACGCAGUCUCUUCGUGCUGAUAUAUUCCGACAAUUAGGUUGGUUAUAUCACUGCCAUGAUUCGCUCGGAGAUAAAAAUCAAAGGAUUCCUUUAGCAAUCCACUGCCUCCAAAGAGCACAUGACGCCGAUCAGUUUUCGGGUCAGACUCUUUAUCUUCUUGGUAGAUGUUAUGCUAGUAUAGGAAAAGUCCACGAUGCUUUUAUUGCCUACAGAAAUUCGGUUGAAAAGUCUGAAGGCAAUGCUGACACUUGGUGCUCCAUAGGAGUACUAUAUCAACAGCAGAGUCAACCUAUGGAUGCUCUGCAAGCCUACAUCUGCGCAGUCCAACUCGAUAAAUGUCAUUCAGCAGCUUGGGCCAAUUUGGGAAUAUUGUAUGAAAGUUGUGGACAGGCUCGAGAUGCUUAUGCUUGCUAUCUGAAUUCCAGUAGAGGACUAUCUAAUAGAAGUUCAGAAGAUUCAUUUCUUUCGUCGAAGCUACCACGUUUAAAUCUAUCUUCUGUGGGAAUGAACCCACAUCUUUUACAAAGAAUUAACUUUCUUCAAUCUAAUUUAGCAAACGCUCCAAUGCCAAGCGCCACAAGCCAGCGCAGACAACUGCUCUCAAUAGAAGAAGCGUGGAAUCUUCCAAUAUCGGCAGAAAUGUCGUCAAGACAACAGCAGCAAACUGGUUCCCAACAAACUAAAAGUAAUACGCAGUCAUAUCAGAAAAAUUUUAAUCAAGGGUCCACCCCGCAAGGACCUCCACCACCGUAUCCUUCGCCGAGUGGAGCCCCCGUGAAACAGUUUAAACCAGAACCCGAACAAAAACCGACGCCUCCGCAGCAUUCGUUUACACUUUCUCCCCAACAGUUGCAACUGUUGAAUUAUUUUCAACAGAAUGUGAACAAUUUGACUCCUGCUCAAGAAAAUAUGAGAUUACAACUGCAACACCAACACCGGUUAAUGCAACAGCAACAACAGUUACGACAGAGGCAGACUGUUGCGGCGCACGCGCGUCCGGGGUCUACACCUCCGACGUACAAUGGAAAUAGUCAUUUUCAAGGACAGUCACCACAAGACGUAACACCGCCUCUGAACAUAACUAAGAACAUGUCGUCGCCGAACGGCGAUAAGUUACUACAACCGUCGCCUAAUUUAAUACCGAGCUGUACCCGAGAUAUUACGAUGCCUUUGUCUGGACAGCCCUCGACGGAUAUGGACGUGAGUGAAGAAGAACUGAAGGAUUUUUUGUCACAGAAGGAUUUGACUACGACGUUGGCGGAAAACUUGCUGAAGCAUUUCGGGUCGGACGCCAUCGAUAUCAAAGAAGAACAGGAUCAGAGCGAAUCUACUCUUUCCUCGGGACCUUUUUCACCAUCAAAUAUAGAUUCGGGAGUUUCAAAACAAGACGUCGACUCGAAAAAGCGAAUUAAGUCGCCUAAACAAGACAGCAUACUCACCAUCAAAUCAGAGCCGCCGUGGGAAGUGGACUCAAUGCAUUCGGAUAAACGCCCCGAAGUCGAAUAUUCCAUAGAAAUGGAAGCCAAAACGAUCCUAAGACUUUGCAAGGGUGAGGGUAUUAAGGGUGAAAUUAGUAAUUCUUUAAUAUCAGAUCGAGCACCUCCGCCGUCGCCUCCUGACCCCCCUACGAUAAAAUUAAAUCCUCAACAGUUACUGCCACCUACGCCUUCAGUCUACUUAGAUAAUAAAAAACACGCAUUUAGUCCACAAUUACAAGAAUUUUGUCUCAAACACCCCAUCGCUGUAAUACGCGGGUUAGCUUCUGCCUUAAAAUUGGAUUUAGGAUUAUUUUCGACAAAAACUCUGGUGGAAGCUAACCCAGAUCAUAGCGUGGAAGUUCGAACGCAAAUUCAGCAACCUUCCGACGAAAACUGGGACCCACAAUCAGGGAAAAAAGUGUGGGCUUGCAUAUCGCAUAGGUCGCAUACAACCAUAGCAAGAUACGCUCAGUACCAAGCUUCUAGUUUCAAAGAAAGUUUAAAAGAAGAACGGGAUAAGGCCGCUAGCGGUUUAUCAGAUUCGGACUCCAAAGAUUCGGCGAACUUCCCGAAGAGAAGACGACUUUGCAAUAUUCCGCCCUCGCUCAACACGAAAGGUUGCAACCAACCCAAGAUGCUUAAGUUCGGUACAAACGUAGAUCUAUCCGACGAGAAAAAAUGGAAAGCGCAGUUGCAAGAACUCAUGAAACUACCGGCUUUUGCGCGAGUCGUGUCAGCCGGAAAUAUGCUUUCGCACGUAGGCCACGUGAUACUCGGGAUGAAUACGGUCCAGCUAUACAUGAAGGUUCCGGGCAGCAGGACGCCUGGUCACCAAGAAAACAACAACUUUUGUUCGAUUAACAUUAACAUAGGCCCCGGCGAUUGUGAGUGGUUUGCGGUUCCUGAUGCUUACUGGGGCGCAAUUUGCGCCCUUUGCGAAAAGAACCAAAUAAAUUACCUGCACGGAUCGUGGUGGCCCGUUUUAGACGAUCUCUUCGCUGCUAAUAUUCCCGUGUAUCGAUUUAAUCAGAGGCCGGGAGACUUGGUUUGGGUCAACGCUGGAUGUGUUCAUUGGGUACAAGCCGUCGGUUGGUGUAAUAACAUCGCGUGGAAUGUUGGCCCUCUGACGGCACGUCAAUACCAACUCGCAAUAGAACGUUACGAAUGGAAUAAAUUACAAAGUUUUAAAUCAAUUGUGCCUAUGUUGCAUUUGUCGUGGAACUUGUCGCGGAAUAUCAAAGUCUCAGAUCCGAAGUUGUUUCAUUUAAUUAAAAACUGCUUGAUGAGAACGCUAAGACAAUGCUCUAUGAUACUCGAGUUCGUGAAACACAAAGGUGUUGAAGUAAAAUUCCACGGAAGGGGUAAAAAUGAAGCUUCGCACUAUUGUGGACAAUGUGAGAUUGAAGUGUUCAAUAUAUUAUUUAUUAGAGAACAAGAAAAGCGGCAUGUCGUUCAUUGCAUGGAAUGUGCACGCAAACAGUCGCCGAAUUUAGAAGGCUUCGUAUGUUUAGAAGAGUACAAAAUGGAGGAGUUGAUGGAAGUUUAUGAUAACUUCAGUUUAUAUCCUACCAUUAGCGCUACUGCAGAACAAUAUCGACUAAUGUAGCAAAUUUAAUUUGAAAGUGCUAUUCUCAGCUACCACUGCCACUUGUAACGAAUGUACAACUUAAUAUUUGAUAGUUGUGUAUUAAAUGUAUGUAAAAUUGAGUGAUAAUGUAAAAUGUAGAUAAGUGUGUACAUAAGAUUUUCAUUUUUGUAGAUUGGCUACUUGUUACAUUUUAAUACCGUGAUCUCAUAACAGUUAUUUAUAAGUGUACAUAGAAUGCAAAAAUAAAUAUAUUUGUACAAUAUAUUUAUUUUACAAGUCAAAGAAAUAAGAUAUUUCUUUUUAUUAUAUUAUUUUAUUUUCGAAGCUGUUGGGACGUCAAAGGGAAGAGCAAUUUUCGUCGGAAAAUUGUCCUUCCCUUCGAGAGUCGUAACAACUGACAGGCGACUGCGCCAAUUGAUAUAUCGCAAUGAGUUUUAUUUUUAAAGACGAAUGAAACCAUAUUUCACUGCCAAAAAUUAUUGAUAUAUGAACGACUGUUUUUUACGUAAUAUGUUAAGUAUGUAUUUGUACGUUUAAGGGAAUUUGUUUUUUAGACGAUAAAUUUGUUUAUUGUGUGUAUUCAGUCACUGCCACUUUGUGAUACAAUUCUAUCCGAAUACCACUUUAUAUGUUCAUAAAUACAACCUGGGUUUUAACAGUGCCUUCUUGGAUAAAUUAUCUAAAAAAACUACUUUGUGAAAUGAAAUAAAAAAAUAUUUUCACUCCUCAUUCAUGACCAAUUACAAAUACCGAUACAUGAUGUAAAUAAAUUAGAAAUUAAAUUCAGGAAACUAGCUCAAUUUUCUAUGUAAGUAACCACCGUUUCCUCUGUUCAUAUACCUUUGUAUUUUGUAUCAAGAAAAGUCUGAUUUAACUUAUGUAUUAUAUAAUUUUAUUUGUAGUUUAGUCACUACAUAACUUGUAUUUAUGAUUACUUAAAUAUUACAAAGUUAUAUUUGGAA